AUGGACUCCUCGGACUCAGAUCUCGAAUUCGCCGCCUCCGUCCUGCUAGUCAGCCCGACGCUGACGGCACUAGAAUCAACCGAGAAUGCCGUCUUCUCAGAAGACCUCCCCACCACAGUCACACGACAAAACGCGCGAGUCGCUCUUGGACGACUUGCACGUAGAGCUCAGCGGGAUCUUUAUCGCCUGCGUCCACAGCCAUCCCCAUCGCCCUCACAGCUACCAAUCGCCGACCGAGCAUGGAGCAUUAUCCAGCGCGCCUUUGCCGGUCACUGCGCCUGGUUCGAUGCCAGCCAGCCUUGGGUCCUUCGUUGCAGAGACAUCCUGCAACAAAUCAGAGCCAUUGUCGAGGCGGGUCGAACCGAUUUAUGGCAGGCUUUUGAGAGCGUAAUGGAAAGACAGGGAGCUUCAGAGCUGGAGAAAGAGGAGUGGUGGGAUGAGAAUGCCACCACGAAGUUCGAUUCGCGCCCUGGCAUGGAGCCAAGCUUCCCCAGGACGCAAGCCGAAGGGGUAUACCUUGUGGAGGCAUUUCUGGCCCAGAAAUGCGUUAUGAACUUCGAUGGUCGAUCGGUCUUCCUUUACGGAAGACUUGUCACGCACGUAUCGGAGGCCGACAAGCCCGAAGGCAAGAACUACCUCCUAUACCAGAUCAUCCGGCAAGUCCUUGACGUGGGUGGCCACUUCAUCUGCAUCCCCGCCAUCAUCACCGCCACCACGGACACGGCGAGCCAGUUGCAGCACGAUGCGACUGCCGUGGCCGAGCUCUACGUGGCCAUCGUCUUGGGAACCUGGCAGCUCAACAAGGAUUUCCUGCAUGAUCGCGCUACGGCUGGGCUUCCGAUCGUCAAGGGCGACGGCGGCAACGUCAAGAUCCCGUUCGAGAAGCCCUACCGAGGACCUCGAGACGCGGCUGACGAUACCGACGACGACGAAGACACGGAGGAGGUCAAAUCAGCGAUCACCCUCUUUGGCGGCCUCAGCACCAUACUGGCUCUCCUCCAAUGCCCAGAAGAGGCGCCAUCAGCAGUCACAACAUCGGCGGCACAACUCGCAGAGAGCCGCGAGGCGCUCGAAGAGGAAAUUGGCGCCAUCAAGACGCAAGUCAUGGACGAGAACAACGACGACGAUGGCGGGUGGGCAAGCGACGAGGAGAUUACCAACCGGGCCGUGGGAGGAAAGCAAGACACGAAACGGCGCCAGUAG
Molecule: messenger RNA, 1203 nt
Organism: Jaminaea rosea
Lineage: Eukaryota; Fungi; Basidiomycota; Exobasidiomycetes; Microstromatales
Exons: 4
Coding region: 1-1203 (400 amino acids)
Source: RefSeq, a predicted model, not a curated record